AUGCCCGAGCGAAACACAGGAGAAGGAGCUGCUGGAGCUCGAAGGAGGAGAUCUAGCAGUAUCCUCCAAGUCUACCAUGAGCCUCCUGAGACUCUCGAGCAAAUCAGUGAUCAGGCUGCCCUGCCUAAUCUCAACGCCAACUGGACAAACGCCAAAGGUGCCUGGACAAUCCACAUUGUCUUGAUUCUCGCUGCCAAAAUUAUCUUCGACGCGAUCCCUGGUGUCUCACAGGAGACUUCAUGGACCCUUACCAACAUGUCCUACAUGUUUGGCUCCUACAUUAUGUUCCAUCAUGUCCGUGGUGUUCCUUUCGAUUUCAACAGUGGCGCUUUCGACAACCUCAACAUGUGGGAGCAGAUUGAUAACGGGGCACAAUACACACCAACCAAGAAGUUCCUUCUCAGUGUCCCGAUCGGCCUUUUCCUUGUUAGCACCCACUACACACAUUACGACUUGACAUACUUUACCAUUAACUUGCUGGCUGUCUUGGGAGUCGUUAUCCCUAAGCUACCAUUUAGCCACCGAAUGCGUUUCGGUCUAUUCUCAGGCAUUCCAGAGGAAUAG
This is a messenger RNA of Fusarium venenatum, 564 nucleotides long. The record is from RefSeq and is a predicted model, not a curated record. Lineage: Eukaryota; Fungi; Ascomycota; Sordariomycetes; Hypocreales; Nectriaceae.